GCCACGUAGCUAGCUUCUAACGUUAGCCGUGUAGCUACAAUGGACUUGCCACAUCAUGGGUACCGAGCAACUAAACAGAGAGCUCGUGGAGCUCCCCCCGCAGGAGACCCGGUCUUGUUUGAAGACACCAGCUCAGCAGCAACUGGAGUGAACAACCAGGACUUUUACACACCUGGUUAUAACAUGGGUGGACCCUCAAAUGACAUGCAAGGAGGUGUAGGGGUAAACAACCUGUUCACUGAUCCAAUGGCUAGUGCUGCCAUGAUGUACGGCUCAUCUUUAGCCAACCAAGGGAAAGAUAUGGUAAACAAAGAGAUUAACAGAUUCAUGUCUGUGAACAAGCUGAAAUACUUCUUUGCAGUCGACACUAGAUAUGUACUGAAGAAACUCAUGAUCCUCAUGUUCCCGUAUACACAUCAGGACUGGGAGGUCCGUUACCAUCGAGACACUCCACUGACUCCCAGACAGGAUGUGAAUGCACCUGAUCUUUACAUACCAACCAUGGCAUUCAUUACCUACAUUUUACUUGCUGGAAUGGCUCUUGGCAUUCAAAAAAGAUUCAGCCCAGAGGUCCUUGGACUGUGUGCCAGCACUGCCAUCGUGUGGAUCAUCAUCGAGGUCCUGGUCCUGUUGCUGAGUUUGUAUCUGCUGACGGUACACACCGACCUCUCUACGUUUGAUCUUAUCGCUUACAGCGGAUACAAAUAUGUUGGAAUGAUCUUCACGGUGUUGUGCGGCUUGCUGUUUGGCAGUGAUGGUUAUUUUGUGGCCCUCGCCUGGUCCUCCUGCGCCGUUAUGUUCUUUAUUGUUCGAUCUCUGAAAAUGAAGAUUCUCCCCUCUCUCUCCCCGGACUCGAUGGGAAUGGGAUCAAGUGCCAAACCCCAACUCCGCCUUUAUAUCACCGUGGCAACUGCAGUCUUUCAGCCCAUCAUUAUUUACUGGUUAACGUCUCACUUGGUCAGGUGACUGAGGCAUUCAACAAUCUAAAGUCCAAAAAGGACUGGACCCAAAAAAUGUGGUGUUUUCUGAGAGUUUGUACACUCGCCCUCUUCUCUCAGUUUUCUCAUAACGUUAGUGGGAAGUGUUGAGCUGCAGCACGUGUUUUCAUGAAAAAGUUUUAUUAUUAUAACCAAAAGGUGUGAAACUAAACAUUAUUUUGUUUGUUGUGACUAAAUUAUAACUAAUCAAUGCUUUAUUGCUGUCUAAGCUUAAACACCUAAAAAAUGGCUUUUAUUGACAGUUUUGCAUAUUCAGAACUGGUUCUGUGUAAAACAGUCUUCAAUUAUUGGAUGUGUUUUGAAGUAUUAACCCACAAAGUACA
Molecule: messenger RNA, 1321 nt
Organism: Nematolebias whitei (Rio pearlfish)
Lineage: Eukaryota; Metazoa; Chordata; Actinopteri; Cyprinodontiformes; Rivulidae
Gene: yif1a
Product: Yip1 interacting factor homolog A (S. cerevisiae)
Exons: 9
Coding region: 40-966 (308 amino acids)
Biological process (GO): endoplasmic reticulum to Golgi vesicle-mediated transport
Cellular component (GO): endoplasmic reticulum-Golgi intermediate compartment; COPII-coated ER to Golgi transport vesicle; endoplasmic reticulum membrane
Source: RefSeq, a predicted model, not a curated record